AGGAAACAAAUGCAUUUCCUCUCAGCUUCUUGUAAAACAUCAAUCUGGGGACAGCCUCUGAGAGGAGAAAAAAACGAAAUGAGGGGAUUUCCUGAGAAGCCUGCAGUGUGAUAGUUGCCUCGCCACACUGCUUGAAAUCGUAAUCAGGAAAUUCCAACCUGGGGUCAUUGCAGCCACCGGCACUCCAGACUGCUUCGAGACGAGCAGAAGGUCCCUGCUCUUCGUUCUGCUCAAAUUUUACAUUCAAUUUGAGAAAUUGCUGCUGUGGCUUGUUUUCUUGUAUAUGUUAGAUGAGAACAGAUUUCACCGUCAUCAUCAAGCAUGGAUUUUUACGUUACCCACUAUCUUCUUCUUAUCGUCAUGAUUUUGGUCAGAGACGCUGCCACCUCGACCCUGAAUGUCACUGUGCCACCUCUGGUGGAAGCUAAGCUGGGCGGUGACAUCAAAAUCCCAUGCGAUUGGAGACUCGCAGAUGGUGAACACCUGGACCAGUCUAAAAUCACCUUGGUGUGGUUUUGCGUGAAAGACCAAAAACCUAUAACCAGAUUAUAUUACAGGCAAGGCCACAUCAAAUUUUUUGAAAAUCGCCAUAUUUUAUCUUUUGAUGUUGACAAAGAUUUCACCCUCAUCAUCAAGAGUGCGAGGUUUGACGAUGAAAUGAAGUUCAUCUGCCAGGUCAGUUCUGGCAAUUUUGGAAUAUCGGAAGCCACUGCAGAGGUCAAAGUGUUUGUCGAACCGGAAUUCGAACACGAAGUGUCGGACCAAGUCGUUGACCUGACGCGGUUCGAGGCCAACGGCAGCGUGGAGAUUGGGACAUGCGUUUUAAAGAAUGGCCACCCCAAGCCAUCAUCGGUGACCUGGUACAAGAGUGAAAUCCCCAUUCUACAAGAUAAUGUCACUGAAACCGUAACCGAGGAUUCUGGCAAGUGGACCGUGCGAUCUACCUUGAGAUAUAAACCAAGAAUACACGAUCAUGGAUCGCAGUUCUUCUGCAAGGCGUCGUACCACAUUCCUGGGGAGUCCAUCUCCAUGGUGUCUUCCAAAGCGACUCUGACUCUGAUGUUUCCUCCAGCGAGUGUGUUCAUAACAGUGGAGCCUCAACACGGGAAUGUUCAGGAGGAUGGAAACGCCACGCUCACAUGCAAUGCCAACGCAAACCCUCCGCCCAGCUACACAUUUUACAAGAUGCCGGAUACAAACAAGCCAAUUACAAAGGGCGUGAAUGGAAAUCAGCUCCACCUGGCUCGCAUCACGAGGUCACAGAGUGGCAAAUACAGAUGCCAGGUGACAUGGCAAGAUAGGACCAUGACCAACCUGAAACCAGGCAUUGCAUCCAUCACUGUGUCCUACCAGCCAGUGGUCACUUUGAAAAAUGAAUCCACCGUUAUGAACGGUUGGAUGCGUUUCUCUUGCACGGCCGUGGGACAUCCCAGGCCUACCAUCGAGUGGAAUCCCUCCAAAGCAACGACAACGGCUAAAGUGCUCAAUGAAACGACGGUCAUGGAUACAAUAGUGAUUUCGGAAUCAGCAGAGAGCGCAGGAGUCACUGCUUGCAUAGCGAGGAACUCCAUUGGGACAGCAAAAGGCCUUAUCUUCCAAAAACCAUCAGUGGAUCGUUUGUCUUGGCUGAAAGAUAUGUGGAAAGAAGCAUCGGCUAUUGCUGGGGGAGCACUCAUUUUUUUGGUGGCUUCAGUCAUAAUCGCCGUCGUCUGCUGCAAAAAAUGCUCUCGGAAAAGAAGCUCAGAAGUUGCUUCAACAAUGCGCGAAGUGAAACCCGAAAGCAGCAACGGGAAGGAGGCUGCGGGUAACGGCGUUGCGGUGAACAUCCCUCAAGACCACACGCACUAAAGAGCGGCAAGCGGCAUCAUUGGGCCGUCGGUGACUCGGUCGUCGUUACAAUUCAGGGGCGUACGUUUCUGUGGAAUAAUUAAUCGUGAUUAAUGCGCAUUGCGACGCCUAAACUAGGCCGCGUGGGUGAUCUAGUACUUAUACACAAACAACAAUCGAUGGCCAACACGCUUGAUUCCACGCGUGCUUCAUGGCCGUAAGGGUCGAUUUCAAUCGGCGAUUCGAUGCGUCGUUAUACACCCCAUGCAAAGCAUCGUCGUGGUGAGGAAA
This is a messenger RNA of Petromyzon marinus (sea lamprey), 2118 nucleotides long. RefSeq names its product basal cell adhesion molecule-like. Lineage: Eukaryota; Metazoa; Chordata; Hyperoartia; Petromyzontiformes; Petromyzontidae. The record is from RefSeq and is a predicted model, not a curated record. Gene Ontology annotation, cellular component: adherens junction. Gene Ontology annotation, biological process: heterophilic cell-cell adhesion; homophilic cell-cell adhesion.